AUGAAAACUGCCAAUUUCCUCAAGUUUAACAGCCCUACAGUCCGUAUCUGUUCCCCAAGUUACAGUUUCUGCUACAUCUCAUCGGUUUCAGCUAAAUACAGUACCAACAAGCAGCAGCAUAUAUCAAGCUCACGCAAAGGACCAAUGGAAGCUUUCUUUGCCCAAUAUCCCGAAUUCAACCACGAUGAAACUGCGCCGAUUUGGACCGAGUUUAAAUCGUUAUGUGAACAUAAGAAAUGGAAUGAAAACAGCAAGGACAGAAAGGAAGCCCGGAAUCAAUUCCAGGAUGCCAUGAUUGCCGAGUUUGGAAGGAUAUACGGCACCGAUAAUACAUCAUUGUCAUCAUGGCAGAAGCUUUGUCGUACUAUCAAGGUUUCCCCUAUCCCUCAAAACAUCGUUGCAUGUCAAAAGGAAGUUGUUUCGGCACACGUUAACCUCGUCGACCUUGUGGAUUGUCAACGGACUGGAAAGCCCAUUCAUAUAUUCCCAAAUCUUCAAGAACUCCGGAAAUAUACCUUAUCCGAACGCAAGGUCUUCCCCAUGUACAAAGCAAAGACACAGGGUCUUUUGAAAUAUCUUCUUCGCGAGAUAUUAUAG
Daldinia vernicosa is the source of this 597-nucleotide messenger RNA. RefSeq lists its product as uncharacterized. Bases 1 to 597 code for a protein of 198 amino acids. NCBI's taxonomy places the organism in Eukaryota, Fungi, Ascomycota, Sordariomycetes, Xylariales, Hypoxylaceae. The transcript is spliced from 2 exons. The record is from RefSeq and is a predicted model, not a curated record.